Molecule: messenger RNA, 4705 nt
Organism: Photinus pyralis (common eastern firefly)
Lineage: Eukaryota; Metazoa; Arthropoda; Insecta; Coleoptera; Lampyridae
Exons: 3
Coding region: 72-4643 (1523 amino acids)
Source: RefSeq, a predicted model, not a curated record
UCCGUCGAUUACACUUUGCCGCUCAAAUGAGCGAUGUUCCAUUGUGCUAAGUAAUUUCAAAAAUAAUAACAAUGAAACUUUCUGUGAUUGUUAAUGUACUCUUUUUGUUGAAACUGGUGGAUAGUGCAUCGAACGAUGUCGUUGAAACCGGGAAAGUUACAAAUGGGGAAACGGAGGUUCAGCCUCCUCGCCGAGCACAAAUUGCCAAUAGAAGGGAUGUAUUCCUUGAAUCUAGAAGGAAGCGAUGCGAAUCGUGCAGGGAAUCAAAGCGUUGCAAAAUUAGCGGGAAAUGCGAAUUUUGCAACAUCAUUUGUAGAGAUUUGGACAUUGUGUCAACUACAACACCAAUACCCGUGACAACCGAAAUUGUUACAGUCCCAGAAGCAACUACAAAUUUGGAAGUCAACUCGCAAGGAACGUUACUUAAUAAACUACUGCAUACUUCAUAUCAAAAGGAUGAAGAGAUAAUUGUGCCUGAAAAGCACAGUCACUCUGUCCUGGAAAGAGAAAUUGAGAAAGAACUGCAAUUGGCAAGCGAAAAAAAGAAAAUCCUACUAAAUGAUGAAAAAUUAACAAGAGAAGAAAUUCACAAGAUUAUCAAUGACGUCAAGGCUUGGCACAAAGAAGUGUCCAAUACUCACCUACACUCCCGUAGCAUACCAGAUGAUUCUUUGAACACUAAGGUAGACACAAAAAGUGGCAGUGUAGAAGAUAAAGCCAUCUCGAAAACGUCAAGCGAAGAUGCCAGCUCUCGACAGUUCCAAUUCUUUUUGCAAGGCUUGGAGGAGAAAGUAGAAAACAUCGCGGAAUUAAUUAGGAAAACCUGCGGUCAACCUGUUUCAAUAGAAAAGGUCGUCGACGAACAUCCUAUUACUAUCGCGAAGAAACCGGAGCUCCCGAUAAUAGAUAAAGUGAAGAAUUCCGACGAUGAAACUCAAAAAGCUCUUCAGACAUCGGAUAACAAGGCUAUAAAUGUGGAAGACUUGGACCAAACCGUUGGCGCUACUAGUGACAACAUAGACGAAGUGGUCGGUAGUACAUUGAGUGAGGACCUUGAAGCAGGCGUUUCCGAUAACGUUGUGCCCGAGUCCAGAUUUACAGGAGAGGGAAUCUUUGCUGAAAAUGUUAAUGCGGAAAUAGGCAAAUCCGGUGCAGCACUGCAUAAAUCGGUAGAAAUUCAUGCACCAAACAUUAAUCCACUAGCCCAACUUGAAAAGAAGGUUACAGAAGUAAAAGACGCACUUAUUCAUGAUGGAUUGUUGUUUGAAGACAAAGUUAAAGAAGUUGGUGGUCCAAAGGACAUUAGGAUUGGAGCUGGGGUUAGUGUAGACAAAGAAUACGAUGGCGGAAUAGGUACAGGUGAUCACUCGCUUGUCGCAAACGAGAAGGUCCACCUAAAUGCCGGAAAAACGUAUGAACAACCUAGAGGAUAUCUUACAAAAGACAAAGAGAUAUCAUUAAUUAUUGAUGGCCUUCGAAAUGAAGAGAAGAUCAACCAAGGUGGAGCAAUUAACAAAGACCUAGUUGUAAAUGAAGGGAUACAACCUUUACACGAAAGUAAAGUAUUUGGAAACCUCCAUGAGCAAAUUUCUGACACUAAAUUGAAAUCUGAGGUACAGCCAUUUGGCACUAAAGUUAUAGAGAUUGAUGCGCAUAAAGACAUUUCUGUGGAUAAGCCAAAAAUAUUAGCAACAGGAGAAGACGUCACCGUAGCACAGUUAAAUUCUGGUAAUGUAGCACCCAGCGGAACUAAAUCUAAGGCUAUCUUUAUCAAUAAAGGCUUUGCCCUUGGCGAAGGUGGAAUUGCACUGCAGGACCAUUACACAGACGAACUUGAUUCCGAUGGGAAUGUUCAAGUCGCCGACACUAAAUCUCUUUCCAUUUCAAAAUCGCCAACAAUUGACGCACUUGAAGAUAUCGGGCGCUCUAUCGACUCUAAAAUUAAAAAUGCCUACGUUGAAACAUCAAAAGUUCCAUUAUCCCUUGCCGAAGAUCUAGAAACCAAAGUUGGGAAGAAAAUUAUGGAUCUGCCUUCUAGUGUAAAGGUACAAGACACAUUAACCGAAAAUCUACCAAUUAUGGGAAACGGUGAAAUUCAAGUUUCCAAGGCUGACGAAGUUUAUCUGGGCAAAUCAGGACCAAAAAUAGUUUCCGUUGAAAGUUUGGAUAGAAAUCAAGAUGGUAGUAACGUGGACGGAAGAGUUAGAGACCAGCUAAGCUUUAAUGAAAGGUUUCAAUCCAAUCCGUACUCAGACGAGAAAGCAUACUCACCUGUAAGUAAGGUUAAGGAGAUUUACAUCGAAAAAUCAAGGACCCAGCCAGUUUCGAUGGAGAGAUUACGACCCCAUUCUGUUCAACGGGCUCAGCAAGCUCCCGAGGAUAAAUUUAUAGAUGUUGAAAAACAGAAAUCUGCUGAAGGAGUUGCACCUAAUCUCAAACAUGAGAUGUUUAGAGAAAUUCUGGAAGAAUCAAAACUACCCCUUGCUAUCGCAGAAGACUUGAAGAAUAAACUUAAGGAGGAUGUUAACUAUGCAGGCGCAAAAUUCAAAGAUGUUGUAACUGAUGCAUUAAACUCGAAAGAGAGAUUCUUUCACUUGGACAAACCAAAAGAAUCCGAAGGUGUUACUAUCGAAAAAGGGAAAAGUUUCCACAAGUUACCACCUAUUUUGGAAGAAGAUGGAGAAAUAGAUAUUAGAAAAUCACCCCCGAUUGCCAGCGAUCAAUUAAAAUCUUCUGAUGCCAAGUUGACGAAUAUUGCCAUCGAAAAAUUGAAAUCUGAUGAAGAACUCGCCAUUGAAAUGGCAAAAUGGCCAAUAAUUGAAGCAGAAAAACUGAAGCACAAGGUGAUUCAAAAAGUUGAUGAUGUGGAUGCCAAAGCUAAGGAUAUUUUAUUUGACAAGUUAAAUGAAAAACCCAAGUUUGAGGAGGUUUCCGUUCCUAAGUCAAAACCGAUAUUAAUUUCGAGUGACACACCUGGCGUUAAUCAAGAUGUCCACGUAGAAAAACCAUAUCAACCCAAAUUUGAGGAUAUUGCCAUCGAAAAACUGAAAUCUGAUGAAGAACUCGCCAUUCAGAUGGCAAAAUGGCCAUUAAUUGAAGCCGAAGAGCUGAAGAACAAAGUGCUUCACAAAGUUAGUGACGCGGAUGCCAAAGCUAAGGACAUUCUAUUUGACAAGUUAAAUGAAAAACCCAAUUUAGAGGAAGUUUCCAUUCAUAAGUCAAAACCGAUAUUCGUUUCGAGCGAGACACCUAGCGUUAAUCAAAGGGUCCAUGUAGGAAAACCAUAUGAAACCAAAUUUAAGGAUGCUGCCAUCGAAAAACUGAAAUCUGAUGAAGAACUCGCAAUUGAAAUGGCAAAAUUGCCAUUCAUUGAAGCCGAGAAGCUAAAGAACAAAGUGAUUCAUAAAGUUAGUGACGUGGAUGCCAAAUCUAAGGAUAUUUUAAUUGACAAGUUAAAUGAAAACCCCGAAUUAGAAGAGGUUUACAUUCAUAAGUCAAAACCGACAUUUUCAGAUAUUGCCAUCGAAAAACUAAAAUCUGAUAGAGAACUCGCGGAAAUUGCCCUUCAAAAGGCGAAAUUGCCGCUGAUUGAAGCAGAAAGGUUAAAGAAUAAACUUUUUCAAAAAGUUAGUGACGUUGAAGCCGAAGCCAAGGAUAUUUUAUUUGACAAGUUUAAUGGAAACCCCAAAUUUGAGGAUGUUUACAUUCGUAAAUCCAAGCCAACAUUCAUUUCAAACCAAAGAGUGGCGCCGACAUUCAAUGACGAAGAUGUUUCCAUCGACAACGAUCAAGCAGCGGUCUACCAACCGUCCACCAUCGAAGUAAAUAGAAAAUUUGGACCAAAAUCAUAUCAUGAACGUGUUAAUGUAGAACAACCAUCUGGCACUAACACUGAAGAAGUGUACAGAAAGUUUGGGCCCAAAUUGUAUCACGCACUUGUUAAUGUAGAAACAGGGGAAGAUAGUCCAGGUGUUGUCGAAGUAAAGGGAGAAAUAGAGCCGCUUUCGGAGGCGGAAAUUAAAAGACUCGAAAAACAAGGUGAGAUUGUCGGCGAUCCUUCUUUGGAACAGCGCUUUGCAGUAGAAGAAUCUGGUGGUCCGGUUGACGCGUCAAAAACUGUUGGAGAUGCCAGUUCUUCAGAUUUGGUAAAUCAAGGUUCUUCUAAACCAUAUGGAGUGGUUGCAAAGUUGAUACCAGAAGAGAACAAUAGUGACAAAGUUAUUUUUGUUGGUGACGGAAUGAAAUUGCCGUUCAAUUUGAAAAAGAAUUCUGAUGGUUCCUAUCAUCUUUCGAUGGAUCUUGAGAAAUUAUGCCAACCUUGCAAUGACCAGAAGGCGAUUUCGGAUGUAACAUCACAUACAAUCAGUAAACGAGAUGUAAACCCAACCGAUACGCUGUUUUACUCCGGUAACUGGCACAAGAAACGGAAACCGCUACCGGCAGGCGAUAAAAAGUUUGCGGAUUCCAAGCUUUCCAAUUACGCUAGAACAAAUUCUGGACAGAAAAAAGGGGGCAGCCAGAAAGAAGAACUGGUGGAAGCUGGGAGUGAAAAGAGCCAAAUGGUUUUUGCUUUAGAAAAAAUGAAGUUGGUAAACAAUGUGAUCGGUUGGUUAAGGGGAUUUAUUGAUCCUAGACUUAUUUAAAGUUGUAUUAUUAUCCAUUUUUUUUUCAUUUUUAUACUUUGUUUUAUAUUGAAACGUAUACA